GGAGGAGGAGACCCUAAAAAGAAAACAGCAACAAGCCGAGCCGCUGGGACUGAGGGGAAGAAAAUGGCGGCGCCGAAGGGGAGCCUCUGGGUCCGGGCCCAACGGGGGCUCCUGUCGCUGCUUCUCCUCACCAUGACCCUGGCCGGAGGCUCGGGCACCGCUUCGGCUGAAGCGUUUGAUUCGGUCUUGGGCGAUACGGCGUCUUGCCACCAAGCCUGUCAGCUGACCUACCCCCUGCACACCUACCCCAAGGAAGAGGAGUUGUACGCGUGUCAGAGAGGCUGCAGGCUCUUCUCCAUCUGCCAGUUCGUGGAUGAUGGGAUUGAUUUAAACCGGACCAAGUUGGAAUGUGAAUCUGCAUGUACAGAAGCAUAUUCCCAGUCUGAUGAACAAUAUGCUUGCCAUCUUGGUUGCCAGAAUCAGCUACCAUUUGCUGAAUUGAGACAAGAACAACUCAUGUCUCUGAUGCCAAAAAUGCAUCUGCUGUUCCCCCUGACUCUAGUGAGGUCCUUCUGGAGUGACAUGAUGGACUCUGCACAGAGCUUUAUAACCUCAUCCUGGACGUUUUACCUUCAGGCUGAUGAUGGAAAAAUAGUGAUAUUCCAGUCUAAGCCAGAAAUUCAGUAUGCACCACAGUUGGAGCAGGAGCCUCCAGAUUUGAGAGAAUCAUCUCUAAGCAAAAUGUCCUAUCUGCAGAUGAGAAAUUCAGAAUUACACAGGAACUACCUUGAAGAUGAACAGAGUGAUGGUUUUUUCAGAUGCCUCUCUCUUAACUCUGGGUGGAUUUUAACCACAACUCUAGUCUUGUCAGUGAUGGUGCUACUCUGGAUCUGCUGUGCUACCGUUGCUACGGCUGUGGAGCAGUAUGUCCCUUCUGAGAAACUGAGUAUUUAUGGUGACUUGGAAUUUGUGAAUGAACAAAAGCUAACUCGAUAUCCAGCCUCUUCUCUCGUGCUCAUGCGAACUAAGACUGAAGAUCAUGAGGAGGCAGGGCCUCUCCCCGCGAAGGUGAACCUCGCCCAGUCAGAGAUCUAAGCUGCUUUUUUUUUUUUUUAAGAACAGCUGAAUUGACAUCAAAGUUUCCAUUCUUCAUAGAGCUUUUUAAGAUGGUUUCAUUGGAGAUAGGCCUUAAGAAAUCAAUACAAAAUGCAAAUAAAGUUACCCAAAUCCAUGAAAACUGUA
Messenger RNA from Ochotona curzoniae (black-lipped pika), 1182 nucleotides. It is a transcript of the gene TMEM59, whose product is annotated as transmembrane protein 59. Gene Ontology annotation, biological process: positive regulation of autophagy. Gene Ontology annotation, cellular component: lysosome; late endosome. The transcript is spliced from 8 exons. Lineage: Eukaryota; Metazoa; Chordata; Mammalia; Lagomorpha; Ochotonidae. The coding region runs from base 64 to 1035 and encodes 323 amino acids. The record is from RefSeq and is a predicted model, not a curated record.